AUGAAGCGCAAGAACACGGACUUAUCUAUUGACACAAAGCAAGUUAAACACCAACGAGUUGAAGAGACCACUCCGUCUCCUGAUUUCUGGCCUCCCUCUCCUAUUGAAUAUGGGGUUAACGAUCCCGUUAACUACUGGCCUCCUACCCCUACUACUGAAAAUGAUGACCUAAAUAAUCUUCCGUCUAAUAUUGAUGACGACAAACAAGAACUACCAUCAAGUGAUGUUGUUGUACUCAUCACUCAACCUCCUCCAGAAACUAUUUCAAAUUAUGUAAGACCAAACGAUAGAAGGUUUCGUUCUCAACAAGAUGAUUUGCUUCCUUCUUUUAUCAAUUCUGAAGGAAAAGUUUUUAAAAUCGGUGAUCGAAUAGCUUGUUAUAAAGAUGGUUUAUUAACUUCUGCUCGAAUUAUGGACAUUGAUGAACCAUCAAUCCCACAUGUUGAUCCUGCUUUACAAGAACGUGUAUUUGUUCAUUUCGAAGGUUGGGGUCCUGAGCAAGCUAAAAUGGUUACCCCUCUUGAUAUAUUGCCUUAUUUUCAAAGUGCUCCAGUUUCAAUUGGUCCUCUUGGAAAAGAUGAUUUAAAAUCUUGGCAAGAAUAUAGAUGUUUCUACCAAUCAGAUGAGGAGCGUUGUAUUGAAAUCAUGGGAACUUUUGAGAGUCAAGGGAUGGCAACAAAGGAGGAGCUUGAAAGUUGUCACGUAGGUGAACAUGUUGCCACGUAUUUCUCAUAUAAGAGGAUUUGUAUGCCAAAGAUCGAUGAAAUUUCUGAUGUAAAGGUCUGCGAAGAAUCUGUUGCAGAUAUUGCAGAUAUUGAGAAAAAAGAUUCAGUUGGCAAAGUCCAAAAAUUAAUUGAAUGGUCUCCACCGGCUCUUAAAGAUGCUAUGUCUUGUGGUGAACUAGGCAUUUGCUGUGAUACUACUUAUAAUCCUGCCGGAACUCCAAAUGCGGCUAGAAUGGCUGCAGGGUCUGUUAUUGAAAUUGUCUGCGCUUAUGUUGCUGCAUUCAAGCAUAUAGUGAUGCCAAUUGCCAUGCAAUAUAACCCUGACCUGGUUAUCGUGUCUGCUGGUUUUGACGCUGCUGAAGGCCAUGAUGAUUUUGUAAGUAUUAAAUAUUAA
Messenger RNA from Racocetra fulgida, 1119 nucleotides. Lineage: Eukaryota; Fungi; Glomeromycota; Glomeromycetes; Diversisporales; Gigasporaceae. The record is from the annotation of a GenBank genome assembly.